AAUGUAAGGAGCAUUAUUCACACUGACCACCAAUGUAGGGGCAUUCUUUGCACUGACUACCAAUGUAAGGAGCAUUCUUUUCUCUACCAAGAUGUCUGUAAGGUGGGCAUUCUUUGCACUGACUACCAAUGUAAGGGGCAUUCUUCCCACAUACAACCAAUGAAAGGGACAUUCUUUGCACUGACUACCAAUGUAAGGUGCAUUCUUCCCACAUACAACCAAUGUAAGGGACAUUCUUCACACUGAUCACCAAUGUACGGAGCAUUCUUCACACUGACCACCAAUGUAAAGGGCAUUCUUUGCACUGACUACCAAUGUAAGAAACAUUCUUCCCACUGACCACCAAUGUAAGGGGCAUUCUUCCCACUGAUUAUCAAUGGAAGGGGCAUUCUUCCUGCCGAUCAUCAAUGUAAGGGGCAUUCUUCCCACUGACCACCAAUAUAAGGGGCAUUCUUACCACUGACCACCA
Molecule: messenger RNA, 469 nt
Organism: Staurois parvus
Lineage: Eukaryota; Metazoa; Chordata; Amphibia; Anura; Ranidae
Source: the annotation of a GenBank genome assembly